Didymodactylos carnosus is the source of this 651-nucleotide messenger RNA. The record is from the annotation of a GenBank genome assembly. NCBI's taxonomy places the organism in Eukaryota, Metazoa, Rotifera, Eurotatoria, Philodinida, Philodinidae.
AUGGACAGAAAACAUAUGAGUAAAAAGAAAUCAGUUUCAAAUGGUUCAACAUCAAGGAAACAAGAGAAAACAACAUAUAAAAUUAUUGUUCUUGGAAGCGGUGGUGUGGGUAAAUCAGCAAUAACAAUUCAGUUUGUUAAAUCCUAUUUUUAUGCGGAUUAUGAUCCAACUAUCGAAGAUAGUUAUGUUAAACAAUGUUUAGUUGAUAAUCAAAUAGCAAAUUUAGAAAUUCUCGAUAGUGCUGGUCAAGAAGAAUUUAAACCAAUGCGUGAUCAAUAUAUGCGUAUUGGCGAAGGUUUUUUACUUGUUUUUAGUUUAACAGAUCGUAGUUCAUUAGAUGAAACGUAUAAAUUUCAUCGCGAUAUAUUACGUAUAAAAGAUUGUGAUAAUGUUAGUAUGAUAUUGAUUGGAAACAAACAAGAUUGCUCAAGACAAAUAUCACUGGAACAAUGUCAACAAGCAGCACGUUACAUGCAAAUACCAUAUUAUGAAACAAGUGCAAAACAACGAUAUAAUAUUGAUGAAGUAUUUAUUGAAUUAAUUAGAAUUAUUCGAAAUAUAAAUGAAAAAGAACGUGCAUUAAAACAACAAAAUCAUUUAAAUAAAAAUGAUAAUAAAAAUAAAUUUUGUACAAAUUGUCUUAUUUUAUAG